Messenger RNA from Varroa destructor (honeybee mite), 3515 nucleotides. RefSeq names its product ATP-binding cassette sub-family A member 17-like. The record is from RefSeq and is a predicted model, not a curated record. NCBI's taxonomy places the organism in Eukaryota, Metazoa, Arthropoda, Arachnida, Mesostigmata, Varroidae. Gene Ontology annotation, molecular function: lipid carrier activity; ATP hydrolysis activity; ATP binding. Gene Ontology annotation, cellular component: intracellular membrane-bounded organelle; membrane. Gene Ontology annotation, biological process: transmembrane transport; lipid transport.
AAAUGAUGCGGCGGAAGUGAUUAAGGAUACGAGCGGUGAACUGAUUUAUGGAACAUUUAAAACAGGUCAACAAACUGCUGAAACAACGACAACGACGAAGAUGGUGUUUACGGUAAAAGUUGAAAGAACAACUCGGAGGUGGCUUGCUACGCCUCAGUAUGACAUUUUCAGCGCCACUUUAUUGGACCCCUUCCAGUUUACGAAGACAGGUGUUAACAGAAGUAAGAAGAAAAAUGCAAUCUACUCUUCUGUUGCUUCGUAAGAACAUGCCUAGAUGGUACUGGUGGAUGAUUCAUUACGUCUUUUCAUCGAUGUACACAGCGUUCCUGCUUAUAUUCCGCUAUCAAGAGCUGCCACGCACCGUUGGUGAAAUUCGGUAUCAACAAUGGGAUAUUUUGAAUUGCAAGCAAACGCUGACCAGUGAGUACAUGCCCCGCUUUAAAAUAGUGGACGCCGAUAACACAAUGGGACCCCUUGAUGAGUUCUUCGACUUUGAAAGAGUUGUUAAGCACAAACACGACUUUAACGAUUUCAUGGGUCUCUCUCAACUUGGUGUGCAUGUUCUUAACAGAACGACAUCGAAUUACCAAUACAACGAGCUACUUGCUAUUUCCGGUAGUGUUCAUCCAUCGAAGUUUUCACCGCUUCGGCUCGAGCCAAAGUCAUUCCUGCUCUUCGAUCCUCAGGAGAGCUUUAUUACCCAACACGAAUUUCUUCGAAAUGGAUUUUUGUGUGUCGUGGGCAGGAUGGUCGCGUACCAAAAUCAGCUUCUAAAUAAAAUCAACAUCACGAUUACACCGAUGCCGUUUGCUAACGAUACGUUUGACAGCUUUUUUAAGGAAGCGGAAAUUUGGUGCAUCCCGCUUGCAAUAACAGCGCUCUUCCUUUCAAUAUUGUUAUCACUCACUACGGCGCUAAAUAACGAUGAACGAAAUCGUGUAUAUAUUAUGCUUCAAGUGGUGGACUAUAACCGGUUAGCAAACACGAUGACGCACCUCGCCGUACACACCGUUCAGAUAUGGAUUUUUGUAACUCUUAUGUGUCUGGGAAUGUUGCUUGGGGCGAGCGUGGUACAUACAAUGUCGGACUACCCAUCUAGGUUCUAUGAGCGCAUCUUUUUCUUAUGGUGUAUGGCCGGUAUCUACGGGACCGCCUUGGCCGCUUUAUGCACCUUCUUCACGGUAGCGUUCUAUCCUAGAGGCGGUUCUUGGAUUGCAGUUGCUCUGGCGGUGAUGCCUCUCUGGGCCGCAGUCAUUGGCGAAAGAACAUUUGGAUGCUACCGCUUUUGGUACUGGUUCUUCCCCUUGUUGAACCCAUUUCUGGCGUUCCAUAUGUGUUUAGUCGACCCACAAGCAACUUUUAGAGGUUUAGGUGGUCAGACUGACUGCUACACGCGAAUGGUUUUGGAUACUCAUCUACUGGUUGGCGAAAUCGUGGAACCUGGUUUCGUCUAUUUAAUAUUCCACUUGUUGGUCAGCAUUGCCGCGGUAACCUGGGUCGAAACUUAUCAUAUGAGUAUCGAUUCCUCUUUUGAGACUACCGGACUGCCACAUCAGCGCCUGAUAUGCUGUACUACGAUUUUACCCUCGAAGUGGGGAAUUUUCUCGCGACUGUGGUCCAGCAAGACCGAUGCAUCAGAUGAAGCCUUCGGUCAGACCGGACGAUGUCGCCCCCUUGAAGGCAUUCUCCGUGCAGUCGAGUCAGACCAUCAUGAGCUGGUAGCCAGCAUCAAAGAAGUAUCUGUUAACUGGAAGGGUGAAAAUAUCAUGGACAAGUUUACAAUGAAGUUUCCAGUGGAUUUUGUGACAGCGCUCGUAUCGCAAUCUCCAAUGUUUUUCGCUGUAUUCAUCGGUGUUUUGACUGGUACUAUACGGACGUACACUGGACAAAUAUCUUCUCAUGGUGAGCACCACGGGCCUUCAGUAACUUCUACAUCUCACACAAAGGACCUACACUAUAACACAUUAAAGGGACAUAUCUCAGUGUGUACAGCCGAUCCAAUACUUUUCAACAACCUCACAGUGCUCGACAACUUCCGCAUAUUGAACAAACUGUUGACGUAUGCGGAGCUGGACCUUCAUUCUCAAGAGUUGAUGGCUCGACUAAAUGUCCUCCAUCUGAUUGGUUGUAAAGUGAGAAAAUUAACAACCGGACAAAAAAAAUUAAUCGCCAUGAUUAUCGCACUCUCAAGCGCUUCGCUCGUGACAAUUCUCGAGGAGCCCCUGCAAGGACUUCAUCAAGAGGACAUACCAUUGGUGUUGCAGUUAAUACAUAUCGGCAAAAGGCAACGCAGCGUUGUGGUUCUUACGGCUAGCCCAAAAGUAGCGGAAUUGCUGGGCCAACGGAUUGGCAUUGAGUUUCAAGGCGAGCUGGCACUGGAUGGAUCACCAUCCUUCCUUCGGAACAAGUUCCAUUUUGAUUAUAGUCUUUGUAUAUCGAAAGAGCGCUAUUGUCGCAUGGGACAAAUAUAUGAUGCCCUGGAAGAGCUAACAGGUAGCCUGUUGACGGCGUUUGAUGACUUUGUUAGCGCUAAGUUCCUAUUUCAUUUGACGCACCACGACAAACUUAACGUACUGGAGAAGAUUUCAGAGCGACUAGAUCAACAAAAAAACGAACUCAAGAUUGCGGGGUUCAGCCUUGCAGAGACAACUAUAGAGGACAUGCUCUUUCUUCUUAAUCAUCCGGAGGGCUUGCGUGGUGCUGAUAUCGAGGGAGCCGGAACGACGAAGGCCGAUGUACGAAAUUGGCUUCGUAUGCACACUGCGACGAAAGUCAAGCGAUUGCGGUAUCAGAAAUUUCUCGUUGCACUGUCUUCUGUCAUCUUACAUUCGGGAAUUAAUAUUUCGCGACUACCUCUAGCCCGAUAUAUAGUCGCCUGUCUCGUCGUGAUAACGCUGACCUACUUCCUUGUGCACAGCGGAUAUGUCCUGAUGUACCUCGACUAUAGCGACGAGAUUAAUCCUUUUAUGAAUUACUGCGUCCGAGGGGAUGCCGAUCUGUUAAAGAUGAUAGAACCAUAUUUUAAAGGCUUAAAUAGAUAUCGCUGGGAAAGAGGCGACAGCUACAAGACUUUACGGAGCAAGUAUGAAUUUUGUUUGGACGCCAAAAAAGACCCGAAAAAUCUGUCGGAUGUAAUUGAGAUUUCUGUUCAUCCAAAUAAUGAGGAUAUUCUUCACAGCGUCAUUGUUUCUCUACUGAACGUAGCCCUAGCGAGACAGAAUAGGAGUGUAUCGUAUACUCUAAAAGUCGUUAAGUCAAAACUGGACUCGUACCGGGAACGUCUUACUUUCGAAAGCGACGCCAGCCUUCUAUUUAGGAUGAUCGUAAUCGUCUUCAUUAUCACCAAUAGCUUCUACUGCGUCCGCGCUACCUACACGCCCUUUUUGUACCGUCAUCUAUUCUAUUCUGGCCUAUCAAAACUACCUUUUUUUAUCGGCACCUACACCGUACUUCUUAUCUUGAAGCUGUUAACCAAAGGUCAUUGGCUCGAGCCCCACCACGAUAGGUUUGAUUAA